CAUCCUCACUCUCAUCCUCACCCUCAUCCCUUUGUUCAUCCCGAAAUGAAUUACAAUAGGCAAAACAACCCUGACUACAACAUCGUGGUCGACGUUGACGACGAUGAGCCGGCACUCGAAUUCCAGGACUUUGCGACCACCAAUCCACACACAGGCCGCCUGAACAACAACUCGUCGGGCUCUGCUCCGCCACCACCGCCAUACCAGGCCCCUGGAGCCACAUCUGCGGCAGCCGCCGGGUCGCACUCCAUUUGGCACACGGAAUACUGGACGCAAUACUUCAACGUGGACUCGCAGGACGUCGUGCAGCGGAGCUAUUUGGCGGUCAUCCCCAAGGACUCGUUCCUCGAUGUCUACAACGCCAACCCGGAUCUCUGGGGCACCUUCUGGAUCCCAACGUCUGUCAUAUUUAUUAUCUUUGUCACCGCCUCUCUGUCACAAAGCAUAGCUGCGGCCCUGGCGGGCAAGCCACACCAGUAUGACUUUACAAUGCUGAGCUUUGCGACCUUCACCAUUUACAUUUAUAUCCUGUCUGUGGGCGCGUUUGUCUACGGAGCGACAAAGUAUUUCGGCAGCCAGCCCGGUCUUUUGGAAUGCCUCAGCGUCUACGGCUAUGCAAUGACCGUCUGGAUUCCCAUUUCCGUCCUGUGUGUCCUGCCUUGGGAUUGGUUCAGGUGGGCUAUGGUUGCCGUUGGGUUUGUAUCCUCGGGUGCCUUCAUCAUGCGCUCUGUUAACCAGAUUGUCGGCAGGUCUGGCGGCAAGCUUCACAAGGCUAUUAUCCCGCUGAUCCUGAUCGCUCACGCGUUGCUUGUCAUCGUAUUCAAGUUCAAGUUCUUCAGCUACUCGGUCGACACCGCCGCGCCUGGUGCUGGAAGUCCCACCACUCCAGCUCCGGCUCCCGUCCCCACUUGAUCCAAAAUUGCAAGUCUUUUUUUUACUCACUUGCAUUCAUCCUUUUCAACAACAAAAAAUAAAUGGCAAGGUCAACAUAAACGCAACA
Molecule: messenger RNA, 1000 nt
Organism: Kickxella alabastrina
Lineage: Eukaryota; Fungi; Kickxellomycota; Kickxellomycetes; Kickxellales; Kickxellaceae
Exons: 1
Coding region: 46-912 (288 amino acids)
Biological process (GO): vesicle-mediated transport
Cellular component (GO): membrane; Golgi apparatus
Molecular function (GO): small GTPase binding
Source: RefSeq, a predicted model, not a curated record